UAAAGCUGCAGCUUAACAGACAGGAUCUCCAUUCAAAAGGCUGAACAGCUUCAAGUUUAAAACAUGGAUCUCAUAUUGCGUUGUUUGAUUUUUUCUCUGUUACAUCAAUCUCUGUACAGCAAGCCGUAUAACAUAGAUGGGUUAUUAGAAAAUGGUACUGGAGCCAUUGAGUCUUUGGCGAAACCUCUCCAGGAUAUUUCUACAAAAGACUACUCCUGGGCAAAAGGAAACCAGACAUGUAGCCAACUCCUAAAGGAUUGCAAAGAGUUUCUUGACCUUCUGCCGUCUUCUUCAUCGUGGAUGCUGAAACCUGUUCUGGCGCUGGGGUUUCUACAGGUUGGAUGUUUAACUGAACAGGAGCCUUUCUUUUUGGAUUUGAUUAAGGAUAAAAAUGCAAGAACAUUGUUUAAUAUAAUGGCUGAGCAGACAAAUAACUCUAUACACCCAACCACCACUAACUCUCACAAGAGCCAACCAGAUAUUCAGAAGCAUGACUUACUCAGAUUCAAUUUAGAGUCUCUUUCUAUUGAUGCUCAAUCUAUAUCACAUCACAUGCAUUGCUCUGAGAUCCAACAAGAGCAGCAGGAUGUUCUCUUGAAAGGUUCCAUUCUCAGGUCUCAUUCAUCCCUACAACAUGCGAUGGACCACUGUGAUCGGGUAGGCCCGGUUUGUGCCGGUGUUACGUCUGAUACCUUGGGUCAAUUUAAAAGUGUGGCAAGGAACGGUGGGUAUAUCAUACCUCAUGUUGGAUCAAAGCUUUGGCUGCACCACUGUACUGCUGGACUCCUGAGAAGGCGUUCUACUGAUCCUGAGUGCCAUAGUGAAAAGGAACUGCGCAUUCAUAAUGUAAUGCAAUGGAUUCCAGUAGUCAGUGGCUAUUACAAUGCUGGGAGUGCAAUUUAUUAUGCCACACAAGGAUGCACUGCUCAAGCAGAAGACAGAGCCAUUGACGCUUCCAUUGAUCUAGGCUAUGACGCUUUGUUUACUGCCACUGGGGGAGUUUCUGGAGCAGUAAGUGCAGGUGUAGGUAUGGCUGUAAAACCUCCAUUAAGAGAUGGUGUAAAAUCAGCUAUAAACUACUUUAAAGCGCAAUGGUCAGGUUGACCAUACUGCUUUAUUUUAGUAAGUGUGCAGACAGUGACAG
Molecule: messenger RNA, 1144 nt
Organism: Hyla sarda
Lineage: Eukaryota; Metazoa; Chordata; Amphibia; Anura; Hylidae
Gene: APOF
Product: apolipoprotein F
Exons: 2
Coding region: 64-1104 (346 amino acids)
Biological process (GO): cholesterol metabolic process
Source: RefSeq, a predicted model, not a curated record